GGCCAGGAUUACCCUCUCAUCCAGGCCACCGCAAAUGACAUCACGACCAGCCGGAGCUUAAAAUCUCCCCAUGUGAGGGGGCCUGUUUCCUUCAGCCUUUGCUGUCUGAGCGCUCCCGCCCAGGCCCCGGGCCGGGCCACCGGGAGUCCCUGUCCCGUUGCUGAAGGCCCGCGGACCUGGGCCGCAGCGUCUGCGAGGAUCAUGAUGGCGUAUAUGAACCCCGGGCCGCACUACUCGGUCAAUGCCUUGGCCCUGAGCGGUCCCAGUGUGGACCUGAUGCACCAAGCCGUCUCCUACCCAAGCGCCCCGAGAAAGCAGCGGCGCGAGCGGACCACCUUCACCAGGAGCCAGCUGGAGGAGCUGGAGGCCCUGUUUGCCAAGACUCAAUACCCGGAUGUGUACGCCCGCGAGGAGGUGGCUCUGAAGAUCAACCUGCCGGAGUCCAGGGUCCAGGUCUGGUUCAAGAACCGCAGGGCUAAAUGCCGCCAGCAGCGCCAGCAGCAGAAGCAGCAGCCGCAGCCCCCCGGGGCGCCCACCAAGGCGCGGCCGGCCAAGAGGAAGGCAGGUCUGUCACCGAGACCCUCCUCGGAUGUCUGUCCAGACCCCCUGGGCAUCUCAGACUCCUACAGCCCCCCGCUCCCUGGCCCCUCAGGCUCCCCCACUUCCGCCGUGGCCACGAUGUCCAUCUGGAGUCCGGCCUCAGAGUCCCCUCUGCCUGAGGCCCAGCGGGCGGGGCUGGUGGCCCCUGGGCCCCCUUUGACCUCGACGCCCUACGCCAUGACCUACACCCCCGCCUCUGCUUUCUGCUCCUCCCCCUCGGCCUACGGCUCUCCGAGCACUUAUUUCAGCGGCCUGGAUCCCUACCUUUCCCCCAUGGUGCCCCAGCUGGGGGGCCCGGCUCUCAGCCCCCUCUCCGGCCCCUCCGUGGGCCCCUCCCUGGCCCAGUCCCCCACCUCCCUGUCAGGCCAGAGCUAUGGUACCUACAGCCCCGUGGACAGCCUGGAAUUCAGGGACCCCACAGGCACGUGGAAGUUCACCUACAACCCCAUGGACCCUCUGGACUACAAGGAUCAGAGCGCCUGGAAGUUUCAGAUCUUGUAGACGGGAACUCUUGUCUGCGCCUCGUCUCAGCCAGCCCCGGAGGGCGCCCCUGGGAAAGCAGAGUGGAGGUUGGGUGCAGCUCACUGCAGCCCCCCUCCUCUGGGGAGGGUCUCCUCACUUUCUGGGGGGCCGAGGGUGGGGGGAAACACUUCAGUAGGUCUUAGGAACCCUCCACCCGGCCCCAGCUCGCGUGGAUUCUAGCUGCCUUUGGAAACCGUGGUCCCAGACUCUAGAAAUUCUCUUCGUGAGAAUUUCGCCCGGAGACGAAAUUCAAGCCAACUUGCCGUUGAUUUGGGGGGUGCUGGGCAGGCCGGAAUCAAGACGCCAGGGAGGGAGGCUCAGUUCUGUACCUUCCAUUCGGGACACUUCCUUAGCAGAUGGCUAGAGAUCCUUCUAGAAAAUCCAAAGACAGACUUUAAGAGGCCCCACUACGGAAGCUUAGGGCAAUCCUAUCGUUAAAUUAAAAGCUCCAUUUGGCAGAUUUCACAAAUCUCGGGUUUCCAUGGUAGGUUUAGGGGGCUGUCUGAAUCAAUCGAUCUAUUUUUCUUCUUCUUCCUAGUUUCUUAAAGACACGGCAUCAUUUAUGCAUUCUUUCAGGCAUUGAGAACGGGCAUAUUUAGUGGGAGAAUGGAAGGCAGGUUGCCCGUUUCAUAUCUCCUUUCUCCCUUUUUGUCUUAGG
This is a messenger RNA of Suricata suricatta (meerkat), 1780 nucleotides long. It is a transcript of the gene CRX, whose product is annotated as cone-rod homeobox. The transcript is spliced from 4 exons. Gene Ontology annotation, cellular component: nucleus. Gene Ontology annotation, molecular function: DNA-binding transcription factor activity, RNA polymerase II-specific; RNA polymerase II cis-regulatory region sequence-specific DNA binding. Gene Ontology annotation, biological process: multicellular organism development; regulation of transcription by RNA polymerase II. Bases 202 to 1101 code for a protein of 299 amino acids. Lineage: Eukaryota; Metazoa; Chordata; Mammalia; Carnivora; Herpestidae. The record is from RefSeq and is a predicted model, not a curated record.